GGGACCGGGCGCGGGUCCCGGGACCCAGCUGAUGGGACCCCGGGCACGGGAAGGGGCGUCCUCGUAGAGGGCCGCAGCGGGUGGGCGGCCGAGGACGGGCUUCAGGGCGGCCGGCGGCGGCUUAGGGCGCCCCCACACUGGCCCCUCGGCCGGGGCAGGGACCCGCCAGGCGGUGCCAUCGGAGCCCCUCCCGGGUGAGACUGGCAGAGCUGUUCCUGGGGCGGCGGGCUGCCUGUGCGCACGGCUGCGGGCCCCUGCGUCACCUUCCUGCAGCUGGCGGCUUGCCCGCCCCGGCUCUGCAGCCACUGCCCUUCCUGUGGUCCCCAGCAGGCAGCUCUGAGAGGCUCGCGGCAGCUCCCUGUUGGCUGCUGGUUCAGGUUCUGAGCAGGAAGGCUUGCAGGAUAUCUGACGACCAAGAAGGAAGCCUGGGAACCUCGAAGGCCACCUGCUCAGUGAACACAACACAGCCCUGAGAGAGGGCAGGGGCGUGCCAGAAGUCUCCAGACGCCAUCUUCCUGAGGCCCAGGCACCGCCGUCCCUGCACCUGAAGACAGCUUGUAUCAAAAAAUGGAUAAUCCAGAGACAGGUUUCAACCUGAAGGUCGUCCUGGUCAGUUUCAAGCAGUGUCUCAACGAGAAGGAAGAGGUCCUCUUGGACCACUACAUCACCAGCUGGAAGGGGCUGGUCAGGUUUCUGAGCAGCCUGGGCACCAUCUUCUCCUUCAUCUCCAAGGACGUGGUCUCAAAGCUGCAGAUCAUGGAGCAUCUGAGGAGCGGCCCCCAGGGCGAGCACUACAGCAACCUGCAGUCCAUGGUGGCCUAUGAGGUGGGCCACCAGCUGGUGGACCUGGAGCACCGCUCCCACCACCCCGACUCAGGCUGCCGGACCGUGCUGCGCCUGCACCGUGCCCUGUACUGGCUGCAGCUGUUCCUCGAAGGCCUGCGCACCAGCCCUGAGGACGCGCGCACCUCCACGCUCUGCACCGACGCCUACAACGCCUCGCUGGCUGCCUACCACCCCUGGAUCGUGCGCCGGGCUGUCACUGUGGCCUUCUGCACUCUGCCCACACGCAAGGUCUUCCUUGAGGCCAUGAACGUGGGGACCCCCGAGCAGGCAGUGGAGAUGCUGGGGGAGGCCCUGCCCUUCAUCGAGCGCGUCUACGACAUCUCCCAGAAGCUCUAUGCCGAGCACUCCCUGCUGGACCUGCCCUAGCGGCUGGGGGCCCCGGCCGGGUGGGCAUCCGCUGCUGCAGAGCUGGGCUGGGGCAGCCAGGGCCCGUUAAUCCUGUGACAGCGCUUUCUGGGUGCCUUGAAAACGGGAGACCUGCCGUUGCCCCUGCAAGCUGAGCAUGUGGGGAGUCACAGGCUGUGGCCAGGCCGGGAGGAGGCCCAUCUGCCACAGCCUCACCUCCAGCCUCCUGUGUUCAGUCAGGCCUCGCUGAGGCGCAGACAGUGGAGAAGGGGGCAGAUCGGUGCAUGCAGAGCGUGACAGGUGGCCCCACCCGCCCAGAGCAGACUCUGGGAAGUGGGGUGAAGUCACAGGUCCCUGGGGUGCAGUGGGUUCGUCCUCCCCACCAGCCAGCUCGUGUCCUUCCCGUGCCAAGCUCAGGCCCAGGACGCAGUGUCUGUGCCCAGGUGGGUGGCUGUCCCCCGGGAGGGGGAGAGUCCUUGGACAGGGUCUGGGCACUCGAGCUCUCCCUGCCCCUCGCUGCCUGGUUGGCCUCACACUGUGCUGGGUGGGCCAGGGGCAGUGACAGUGGGAGCUGAAGCCCCGAACUCGGCUUCCCCCAAAAGUCUCGGGAAGGCCCACCCUGCCCUCAGCAUGCAGCCCUCAGGGCGGCGGCUCCCGCGGGACACGGACUGCCUCCCACUGGGGGAGCUGGGACUCUGCCCCCAGUGCCCAGGAGGAUGCUCUGUUCCUUCACUCCCACCCCUUGCUGUCCUGUCCCCACAGUGCCCCAGAGACCCGGGGGUUACGGAACAGGAGGGACAGGACCCUGUUGCCUAGGUGGCAGCUGCCAGACCACCACAGUGCAGCAGACGCACAGGCUCGUUGGGGGUUCUUGGUUUGUUUUCCAACAUGAAUAAAUCACACAGCAUUCCAGGAUGGGGAUACUGGGUUACACAAGGCUCCUGAUUACCCGGGGGAGGGACACAGGGGUACCCUGUUAGGGCAGGGAGGGGCCUGACCCCCAGGACACAGCUGAGGUGGGUGUGCUCCAACCCCCUGGAGGGGCAGGGUCAGCCAACAUUGGGGGAGGGCUGUUCCUGGGGGGCUUUGGUCUGCCCCCCACACUGUGAGGUCCGUGUCAUCAAGCCCAUUUCACAGGUAAGAAGCCAGACACGGAGACUCGCCAACCCCCAGGGGGCUGGGUUGGGGACAGGGUCUCAGGCCUGCCAGCGGAGUGGGGGGUGGGCAUUGCUCUGAGCCCCACAGUAGCCCGAACAGAAAGGAUGCAAGUGGGGAGGGUCCUCACGGACACCCCAGCCUCAGUCUGCCAGGUCCACGUGCACAUGGCAGGGCCCCGGGCCCCGUGUGGUGCUGGCAAAGGCCAGUGACUGAGGAACUGGCCUGGGAGGACAGCCUCGGGUCCACUCGGGCCAGAGAGCAAGGGGUAUGCACGUGCGUGUGCCUGUCUCACGGGCCCACCCUUGCAGGGCAGUAGGGAAGAGCAAAGCCCAGGUUCGGCCUCCUGGUGGACGCCUGCCAGGCCCCGACCCAACCCCAGCAAAAGUCGACAGCCUCGCCCAGCUCCUGUCAGCAUGGGGCCUAAGUUGUCAGCGAGGGCUCCCCAAGACCCAGGCAAAGGGGAGACGGGCCCCACCCUGGGGCCACCCCCCACCACAGGCACAGGCCUGGUGCACUGGCUCAUUUGGUUACAGCACUUCCUCCCUCCUUUGCAUGGGCCCCUCCAGGCCCAGCUGCGAGCUGUCCUCAGAGGGAGGCACCUGCCCGCCCGCCGUGUCUGGAGUGCCCCAGCUGGGGGUCAGCAGUGUAGCACCUGCCAUAGCUACCACAGCUUCCAGGCAGAGGAGUGGCCGAGGCCCUCAGGAACACUGUUCCCAGGCAGGCGGGGAGGGCCAGGGCCCCACCCAGCUGCAGGGUGGAGGCUGGGCAGCCAGUCGGCUGUCGCUGGCCUCCUGGCUGGUCUGCAGGCCUGGAGGGGCCACCUCUGCAGCCCCCUAACUGCUGACAGCACAGCCUUGAGUUGGAGGCCAGAAACUUCCUGGUGCUGGAGAGAGGGGUUUCUGUGCCCAUGAGAAGCCCCCACCCAGCACUGGCACCUCUGCACCCCUCCUGCACCAGCAAGCCCCCAGGGCCCUGGGUGUCCCGGCCCCUCCUCUCCAGCCUGCUGGGCGGCUCAGAAGGGGUGAGCCGAGGGGCUCGGGCACAGGCACGUGACAAGGCCACGGCCAGCAGCUGCUCAGAGACUGCCUGCGGGUGCCGUCGGCCGGAGAACCCGGUGGUGGUGUCGGGAGGAGUGUGACGUGCACAGACCUUCCAGGCUUGGGAAAGCCAGGACAUCGCCAGGGCCCCCGGGGGCUUGGCAGGUGAGGAUGGCAAGUGUUUUGCUAAACAAAUCCUCUGUCCCCUCCCUCUGGGCUCACUAUAUCUGGGAC
This is a messenger RNA of Propithecus coquereli (Coquerel's sifaka), 3620 nucleotides long. It is a transcript of the gene CPTP, whose product is annotated as ceramide-1-phosphate transfer protein. Gene Ontology annotation, molecular function: ceramide 1-phosphate transfer activity; ceramide 1-phosphate binding. Gene Ontology annotation, biological process: intermembrane lipid transfer; ceramide transport. The coding region runs from base 568 to 1212 and encodes 214 amino acids. The record is from RefSeq and is a predicted model, not a curated record. NCBI's taxonomy places the organism in Eukaryota, Metazoa, Chordata, Mammalia, Primates, Indriidae. The transcript has 3 exons. Gene Ontology annotation, cellular component: cytoplasm; membrane; cytosol.